Fusarium redolens is the source of this 1799-nucleotide messenger RNA. RefSeq lists its product as uncharacterized. Bases 192 to 1514 code for a protein of 440 amino acids. The record is from RefSeq and is a predicted model, not a curated record. Lineage: Eukaryota; Fungi; Ascomycota; Sordariomycetes; Hypocreales; Nectriaceae. The transcript has a single exon.
AAACGACGUAUGUUGUAUUAGCAGCUUUCCUAUUGUUACAUUUUCUUGAUAAAGCGUUCCUAAAGCAUUCUUUUUCCUGCAACGCAGCCAACCCUUAGUUGCAUGAGCUUUCAUCCAAACACCAUCUUUAAAGGACUUCGAACGCAUCCCAUACGAAUCAUUUUGACAACAUACCAUAAACGCUCCUGAUUAUGGCAAUUCCAGGCAUAGACUUCAUCAAGUCGCUGGAAGAUCUUUUUACUGAAGCCGGCGCCAACGGUCGUGAUGCCAAAACCGAGUUUGUGCACCUGCGCGGCAGCCUUAUUGACUUCAUCACUACCGUUAGCAGCGGUGGUUUGAGUGCCGCUAAAGCCCGAGCAAAGUACAAUCUCAAGUUUACUGAUGGAACUGAACCCGAGACGCACAUUGCCUUCUUCCCAUCGAACCUCAAUAUUACAGAGAAGCGUACUUAUCUGAAUGCUGCAACCACCGCCAAGGAGUUUAUUGAGAUCCUCGGUACUCUCUUCAGUGAACAGAAGAGCCGAAGUCGGAAGAAGAGAAAACCCAAUAAAAAGAGAUCCAACGCCACUCCUCCGGAGAGUCCUAGGAACAAUGCCCAGAAACGCCUCGAGGCAGAAGCUGCGUCCAAGACUCCGUCAACAACUGAUGACAGCCCAAGAAAACGCAUCAAGCUAAACACCAGCAAGAAUAAAAGCGACGUCUCCGACUCUACAGUUCUUAGCACUGUACACCAGCCAAAGGAUAAUACUAUUGCUGAGUUCUCUGGUAAUGAGAAGCCGGCCAACGAUAACGAUACUGGUGUGCCAGGCCCUAUGGAUAUCGACUCUGGCGCUGUCUCGUCUCACGACAGAGGAGAAGAGAUGAACGGGCAACAGACACCGCCUCAGGAACAACAACAACAAGACUCUGCUCCGCAGAGAGCUUCACCGGACCGAGAAGAUACGCACAUGAACGAUGCCGACCCUGAGACUCUCCCUGCAUACUGCAGAUCAGAUAUCCUUGAAGUAGUCGUAGCCGCAGAGGCCAUCGAAGAACACCAAUGGAAUGAUUUCAAGCCAAAGCUUCUCGAGAUGCUGGGUCAAAUGCACAAGGAACCGACACCUGACCAACAUGCAAAGACCCUGAAACGUCUAGAUGUAGCAAUUGCCCAAACGGAGCAAGAGAGGUCUCUUAUUCCUAUCGAAGCCUGGAAGAAGUACGAAGAAAAGCUCACAGAUGAAUCCAAGAAGGGGUUGUUUGAUUGCUUGUGGUCUAGAAGGCUCUGCAAGGUCGGCAAGAUCAUUUACCUAGCAGAGGAAGAGGUUGCCAUGGAGAGCCAGGGUUGGGAGCGCCUUCGCGCCGCAGCCCGUAUAUGUGCGAUCCUGAUCGAAAUGACUGCCAAAUCAGAGGAACAGGACAAACAGAAGGAUACCGACAUGUGGCUUAUUGAGAAACUUGGAGAUAUCAGCUUUCUGGAGAAACUGUUUGCAUGCAAGGGGCGACUUGGGGCAAUUAAGGGCCCAGGAAGAGAUUGAGUGAUAUGAUGGCGACACUGGUGACAGGAAAGAAGGCCUAGAUAUAAGAGAAGCCAGAAUUGCCGUCGAGAUGGCUCGUCAUUCGGUUCAAGGAAACUCGAUGAGAUACGCCCUGUAUGAUAUGACAGCAGAGGUCAUUCAUUAGGCCAAAGUCGAAGACGAUAUAGUGCCUAAAAAUUGAAAAAUUGCUCGUUGUUUUGAAGUUUAAACUGACUGUCAUUGGUAGAGAAGCAAAGAUCUAUAUGUGUUCUAACAAUGGUUCCUCUGUCCAUGACAUAAGUGAGG